AUGUUAAUAGUAGAGAAAAUUACCGAUUUAACUCCAGUUAAAUUUUUAAAUGUGGAAGGACAAAUUCCUGAGAACAUUAAUUUAGCAGAUGAUACUUUUUAUGUUCCAGGUCCCAUUGACUGUUUAUUGGGUGCUGAAAUUUUCUAUGAAUUAUUAUGUAGCGGACAAAUAUAUUCUGAAAAUUCUAAUCUUAUUUUCCAAAAUACAGUGUUUGGGUUUGUGGCUUCAGGUAGUAGUAAUUGUGUAAAUAGUGAGUUAAAAGUACAUUGUGGAUUAAUUAAAGAAGGAGAUUUAAAUGAUACCUUAAGAAAAUUUUGGGAAUUAGAAAAUAUUGAUUUAGAGCGAACCAAAAAUAAAGAGGCAGUUUUGUGUGAGGAACAUUUCGUGAAAACGCAUUCAAGAGAUGUUGAAGGCCGGUACAUAGUUAAAAUGCCCCUUAAAGAUGAUCCGAAAUGCUUAGGUGAAUCAAGGGACAUAGCUCUCAAACGAUUGGAUGUACUGUGGAUUAGGUUAGAGAGAGAUCCUCAAUACCUAAAGUUAUAUAAAGAUUUCCUACACGAAUAUGAACAUUUAGGACACAUGAAAGAAAUAAUCACUGAGGAGGAUAAUUCAGAGAUAAGUUAUUAUAUACCACACCGUGGCGUAAAUCGGCCUCAAAAAAGUACCACUAAAUUGAGAGUGGUCUUUAAUGCGUCGAAUCCGACAAGUAAUGGAUUGUCACUCAAUGCGUUGCAAUACAAUGGAGGACUUGUGCAAGAUGACUUAUUUGCAAUCAUGCUAAAAUUCAGAGAACAUCCUUAUGCCUUUACGGCCGAUGUGAAAAUGAUGUAUCGUAUGAUACUCAUGCACGAGAGCCAGCAACCAUUGCUCAGAAUUUUAUGGAAAGAAAAUCGUGAUGAUCCAGUAAAAACGUUUGAGCUUAAAACAGUGACUUAUGGGACAGUGAGUGCUCCCUUUUUACCAACAAGAGUCCUGUUGCAACUGUCUAAAGAUAAAGAGAAGAGCUUUCCCUUAGCAGCACCAAUUCUUAGACAGAACUUCUACAUGGAUGACGUUCUUUGCGGGGCAUUUUCUUUAGAGGAAGCUAAGGAACUGAAGAGUCAACUUUCUGGUAUAUUGGCGAAAGGAGGAAUGCAGCUUCACAAGUGGUCCAGCAGCCACUUAGAAUUGGCUUCAAAUAUCGAUGGAGGAUAUGACUUUGAAAAUCUCAUCGAGACAAAGACGUUAGGAGUUUCCUGGAAGUCACUAGAGGACUGUUUUGUUUUCAGAGUUGCUGUCGAUUUAAAGAAUUCUUACAACAGGAGAUGUGUUCUUUGA
Argiope bruennichi is the source of this 1317-nucleotide messenger RNA. RefSeq lists its product as uncharacterized. Lineage: Eukaryota; Metazoa; Arthropoda; Arachnida; Araneae; Araneidae. The coding region runs from base 1 to 1317 and encodes 438 amino acids. The record is from RefSeq and is a predicted model, not a curated record. The transcript has a single exon.